This is a messenger RNA of Candida dubliniensis CD36, 180 nucleotides long. It is a transcript of the gene COX7, whose product is annotated as cytochrome c oxidase subunit VII. Lineage: Eukaryota; Fungi; Ascomycota; Pichiomycetes; Serinales; Debaryomycetaceae. The coding region runs from base 1 to 180 and encodes 59 amino acids. The transcript has a single exon. The record is from RefSeq and is a predicted model, not a curated record.
AUGAAUCCACAAAGAAUUAUUGAAUUACAAAAACAUUAUCAAAACACUCCUAAACCAUUAUGGUUAAGAGGUAGACAAUCAGCAUUUUUAGUUUAUCCAUUUUAUGCUUUAUUUGCUGUUAGUACUGCUAUUCCAUUAUAUUAUAGUGUUAGAGCUGUUGCUGGUAUAAAAGAUGAAUAA